Molecule: messenger RNA, 1365 nt
Organism: Adineta ricciae
Lineage: Eukaryota; Metazoa; Rotifera; Eurotatoria; Adinetida; Adinetidae
Source: the annotation of a GenBank genome assembly
AUGUCGACGUCUGAACAUGUACUAUCCAUUCCUGAUCUAAUCGCCAAGAAACGCGAUGGACUCGAGUUAAGUCCCAAUGAAAUACAACAAUUCAUCACCGGUUUGUCCAAUGGUGAUGUUCAAGAUUGUCAUGUCGGUGCAAUGCUUAUGGCAAUCUACAUCCAAGGUAUGACGGAAAGAGAAAUUUGUUCGAUGACCAUGUCCAUGCGUGACAGUGGUGAACGUUUAAGUUGGCCCAACUAUCGCGGUAUAGUUGUUGAUAAACAUUCAACAGGUGGUAUUGGUGAUAAAAUAAGUAUUCCAUUAGCACCAGCAUUAGCUGCCUGUCAAAUGAAAGUUCCGAUGAUGUCUGGACGAGGUUUAGGUAUCACCGGGGGUACAUUGGACAAACUUGAAUCUAUACCGGGUUAUCAAACACAACUAACCGAUGAGCAAAUUGUUCAAUUAAUAACCAAUGUUGGCUGCGGAAUCUUUUCUCAAUCAGUUAAACUUAAUCCUGCUGAUCGAUAUUUAUAUUCUAUACGAGAUGUGACAGCGACUGUGCCAAGCAAUGCAUUGAUUGUUUCGUCGAUUCUCUCAAAAAAGGCUAUUGAAGAUCUUGAUGGACUUGUUUUGGAUAUAAAAUAUGGUUCGUCCGCAUUUAUGAAGACACCUGAGAAUGCCGAAGUGUUAGCUGAUUGGCUGUUCAAAGUAUCGGAAUUACUCGGAAUGAAAACAUGUUGUUAUAUAACUGAGAUGAACAAUCCGAUUGGAUAUUGUAUAGGGAAUGCAUUGGAAAUUCAAGAAUCACUCGAUCUUAUGAAAUAUAAACAAGGUCAUUCAGCUGAUCUUGAAGACUUAAUCUGUGAACAAGGUGGUCGACUUCUUUUACUUACAAAGAAAGCCCAAACAAUUGAAGAAGGUCGCGAAAUGAUCCGUGAUACAUUCAAAAAUGGCUCGGCUUUGCAAAAAUUUCAUGAUAUGAUCAUUGGUCAAGGUGUGUCGCCAAGCAUUGCCGCACAAUUGGUCAGCAACGACGAGAACGCUGUUCAAUCAAUUCUAAAACUUAGUGAUGUCACUCAUCAAGCAAUUUCCACGCAAAAGGGAUAUGUUCAAUCAAUCGCUUCAUUUAAUCUUGGUACUAUUGUUCAACGAUUAGGUGGUGGUCGUUUGAAAUCAACUGAUAAACUAGAUUUUUCUGUGGGUAUUCGCUUGUUGAAACAUGUUGGUGAUUCUGUCCAGGAAAAUGAACCAUGGGCUAUUCUGUAUGCACCACACGAUGCAUCGAAACGUUAUCCAUCAUUUUUAGAUGACCUCAACUCGUCAUUGGUGGUGAGUUUAACGCCUGUACAACCAUUACAACGUAUUUAUAAAAUAUUAGCAUGA